CCAGACUGUCGACGCAGUGCCGCCGAAUAGUGCUCUAACGAACGUUAGGUGAUACGCAGACGGCCCCGUACUUGGCAAUCUAACAGUUAGUAGCACAAGGAAAAAGACUUUGACUAUAGGAAGCUUACAAAAUAAGCGGUUGUAGUGCUCGGACGUUUUGGACGGUGAAGGUGCACACGAUUCCUUCAAUCUCAGUUUUUACCAUCUUGCCGUCUACGGCAAAGACGAAUUAUUAUGUCAGAAGAAAAUGACGUCUCACUGCCUCGAACCACGUUACAGAAAAUGAUAAAGGACCUCUUACCACCAGACAUGCGCGUUGCCAACGAUACUGUAGACCUGGUAAUGGCAUGCUGCACAGAAUUCAUCCAGCUGGUGUCCUCCGAGUCCAAUGAGGUGGCCACACGCGAGGGCCGCUCCAUCAUCCACCCCGACCACGUGCUGCGGGCGCUCAGCGAGCUGGGCUUCCCGGGCUUCGUGGGGGAGGUGACGUCAGCCUGGGAGACGUUCAAGGAGGAGACAAAAACCGCCCACUCGCGCAAGGCCGACCUGCGCAAGACGGGGGCGGAGCAGGCGGGACUGUCCGAGGAGCAACAGAUCCUGCUGCAGCAGCAGAUGUUCGCGGAGGCUCGCGCGCAGUCCAUGACCACCUCCGAGUCCGCAGCGGCCAUGCACGCCGCCUACGAGCAGGCGCUGGCGGCGCAGGCGCAGGCGCACGCACUCGCGGCGGCACAGCAGCAGCAGCAGUACAAGCAGGAGGAGCUGGAGGAGGAGGAGGACUAGCAGAGGGGAGGGAUGGCGGCAGGAAUGGAGGGAUGGAUGGAUGGGGGGGAUUGCGGCGGCAGAGGCAGGCGCAUAGGAGUGUGAGGUGCUGUGGAGAGGGAGGGAUGGAAGAGGCUGCUCCAGCCUGUCGACCUGAAAAUUGAUGACCAGGGGAAAGAAGAAAAGCCAGGAGAGGGAGGGGCAGGGUCACAGGAAAGGGUAUCAGGAGCGGGGACGCAUGGGGGGGAGCGGUGAGUAACCAGCCGGAAGCAUGAGGCAAGUAGUUAUGGGAGGAUUGGGGAGGGAGGAGGUGAAUUAGGGGAUGGGUAGUGUGGUGGUAUGAGGAGGUGUGCGGCAGGAGGCCUGUAGAUCCAGGCCUGUAUACCCGGUAGCGCAUUUGGCAUGUGGCGUGUACUGGGGAAGAGAAGCCGCCGGCGGCUGGAGGGUGAAGUAUUGCAAGUACUGCGAGUGUGUUUUGUGAGGUGGCUAGGGGCCGCGGGAGGGGCCGGAGACGGGUUUGGGAUGUCUAGACGCUCCGUUGUGCUCGUCCAGGUCCAGGUGGUGCCCUCACGUGUGGGACAGGGCGCCGUGCCAGGUGUGAAUGCCUCAUUUACAUGUACACGCAUGUUUAUUGCUCAAUAAUGCAUAUGCCGGUACUUGUACUUGCUAGGCAUGGUAGAGAGUGCUAAUCAGCAGGUGUCCCGGUUGCAUCCGACCCAUGGGUCCUUAGCUGCUUACGGGUACGGAAGCGACAUGGGAUGUCGUCCUUUCCGUUACUGGCUGUUGGGUGGUCUGACGGGUGUGAUGGCCACGUGGCGGCGGGUGGGGAGCUGAUGACGUACCAUGAACACGGAUACCGAACGGAACCACGCAAGGCAGGAGCUGACUGAUCGGGGGAUACAUGCAUGGGGGUUACCGUAUGACGGAGCGCAUGGGGCUCCUGUCUCCUGCUUCUGGCGCCUUUUCGGGGCACAAUGGUCAGGGAGGGGGUGUUUCAGGGGGCAUGAUACAGGUAUGUGGCGCGUGGCGUUAGUCUUUAGUAGGGCGCCUGCUGUUGCAUGCCCUUUUGCCUGUUUACGUGUGCAUUGAGGUAACGCUCUUGAGAACGGACCGGGUGCGUUAAGAGGAAAGCGGGGGAUGAGGGAAUGAUAGCCCGGCAGUGGCAAUGCUUAGUAGCCUUGAUAACUACAAGUGUUGAACGCGAACAGGGCACGCAUGCCGUCUUUGUUGUUGGAGUUGUUGCUGUCCGCCCUGUAAGGUGGCGUCAGGGCUCUAGACCCGGGGGGCCGUUGCUUGUGAUGGUGGGUGCGUCGUGCGCUUGUCGGUACGACCGUUUUGCAUGGGGGUUGCAAGGAUAGUAACAUACACAUACGCGGCCUCGCGGCCAGCUUUCUUAACACAUACACGCUUGAUCCCAAUUGCUUGCUCUUGUCCUACUCAACUACACAUGCAUGCUCUCCAGAAGCAGUC
Molecule: messenger RNA, 2229 nt
Organism: Astrephomene gubernaculifera
Lineage: Eukaryota; Viridiplantae; Chlorophyta; Chlorophyceae; Chlamydomonadales; Astrephomenaceae
Source: the annotation of a GenBank genome assembly